This is a messenger RNA of Diospyros lotus (date-plum), 1695 nucleotides long. RefSeq names its product F-box/FBD/LRR-repeat protein At5g53840-like. The record is from RefSeq and is a predicted model, not a curated record. Bases 155 to 1465 code for a protein of 436 amino acids. The transcript has a single exon. Gene Ontology annotation, molecular function: protein binding. Lineage: Eukaryota; Viridiplantae; Streptophyta; Magnoliopsida; Ericales; Ebenaceae.
CUUUCACCAAAUUGAAAACCCAAAAAGAAAUUGGGUUUCGGAUAUCGAAGGAAGAAAGAGUUUCCCCUUCACUGCGGCUCGACGAUCUCUGGGCGGAUGGUUUGAAUUCUGCGUACCAAUGGCGAUCGCCGUCUCUACAUAAGCGCGAACAUCAAUGGCAAAAGGAGAGAAACCCAGAAAAGUUUACGCGCGUGGGAAGCGCCGGAAGCUGGCGCCCGAGUUGGAGGAUCGGAUCAGCCUGUUGCCCGACGAAAUCCUGGUGAUCAUCUUGUCAAGCCUGUCGAUCAAAGAGGCGGCUCGAACAAGCAUUUUGUCGAGCAGGUGGCGGGAGCUCUGGACCUUGGGGAUCACCCUGGACUUGGGCUCUCUAGAUCAAGUCCGCAGCAUCGAGACACGAACAGGGCAGAAUUUCUCGUAUUGGCUGGACAGAAUCAUGGAGAGCCAUAAAGGCCCGUCGAUCCAGAAACUCAGGAUUUGCUUGCAGGCCAAGAACAUCGAAUCGGGGGGCGAUUUCGCUCGGUGGAUGAACUUCGCGACGAGAAAGUUCGUCCGGGAGUUGUAUUUACAAGUCGAGACUACGAAGUACAGCGUUUACCCGUCGCUGUAUCUGGGGUUUUACAAUUUCCAUUCCCUCAAGGCCUUGUUCUUGGAUUUCGAGCACGUCGAUGCUCGCCACGUCGAGCACUUCCUAUCGCAUUGCCCGUCUCUCGAGAAGCUGUCUUUGGCCAAAUCAAAUGUUGCUCACUUGAAAAUUUCUGGGCCAUCGCUCAAGUUGAAGUUCUUGGAGGUUUCUUCUUGCUUCAACCUGACAAGAAUCAAGAUUUCUGCGCCCAAUCUUGUGGCAUUCAAGUACUGGGGGCCGGAGAUGGUUCUUGAUCUCGAGAACGCUCCCCUUCUUGCUGAGGUAUCUUUCUUGGAAUCUUACUGCAUGUAUGUAGUUAAGCAAAAAUUCGAACAGUUUUCUACUGUGUUGCCUCAGCUUCAGAAAAUCACAUUGACAUUGAGUUAUCCAUGGAUGGUUGAGUUUCCAAUGCUUGAUGGAUUGGCAAACCUGAGCAAAUUGGAACUGAAUUUGAGAGUGUGGGAUUAUGACAACCCCUUCCAACUUUGCACUUCCUUCAUCAAGGCAUUGCCUUUCUUGAACAAGAUUUCACUGAACCUCUUUUGGGUUGCCAAACUUGAAUCGAAACAGCCAUGGGAGCCUGAGGUUGAAGAUCACCGGCAACACUGCCUAAAGGUGGUGGAAUUGAUUGGCUUUGUUGGGUGUUUGCUUGAUCUUGAGAUUGUCAGGUACAUGAUUAGGAAUGCCUCAUCGCUCAAGAAGAUCACACUCUGUCCUUGCCGGAGAGCUUGGAUGGAUGAUCUUCAGGAGUUGAUGACAAUCAAGGAGAAACAAGAGGCUAGACAGUGUGCUCAUGAGCUGGAAGCAGUUCUAUCUCCCCAUACCAAACUUGUGGUACUUUAAUCUUUGUACAUGAACUAGACAGCUAGCAAUUAUAAAUGUUACUAUAGUCAAGUACGUUUUUGCUGUUAGAAAUGUUUUUAUCAUCAAGUGCUGUUAGUCUUAGAAAUGUAGAUAACAUUUUGCAAGCACUUGAAAAUGUUUUGUUGUUAGAACUAACCUUUUUUUUUUGGGGGGGGGGGGGGGUUGGCGGGGGGGCAUAAUUUAAAGUUCAAGACUUGCAUAUGCUGGUG